This is a messenger RNA of Cylas formicarius (sweet potato weevil), 1898 nucleotides long. Its product is annotated as neo-calmodulin-like. The record is from RefSeq and is a predicted model, not a curated record. Gene Ontology annotation, molecular function: enzyme regulator activity; calcium ion binding. The coding region runs from base 216 to 896 and encodes 226 amino acids. The transcript has 6 exons. Lineage: Eukaryota; Metazoa; Arthropoda; Insecta; Coleoptera; Brentidae.
AUUCCUUGCAGCAUCCCUCGAGUCAAUAUUUCCUGUUAGUGGAAAGUGUCUGAAAACAAAAUAUACGUCCACAACAUUGACGGAGGGUCGAGUCAGGUUUCAGCCGAGUCAGUUCGCAUACCGGUGAAAAGGUGGCGAAGUUUGAGGGAAAAAUUUUUUCAGCCGUCAAUAAUUUCUUUUCCACGUCGCCUCUCGUCAACCAGAUCAAAGACCUGAUGACGAAACAAACGGAGCAGCAGGACCCGCAAGAGGACGUGCACCAGCAGUUCAAAAAACUCGACGAAUCCGGCGUCGAACAGGUGUGUCCCUUGAAAAUCAUCGAGACCGAAGAUAAGCUAGAGAAGGAAACGGAAAAUUCAUCCAAAGUAUCGUCCAGGCUAUCCUGCGUAUCCAAAAGUCAAAUGAAAGAAUUCCGAGAGGCAUUCCGGCUGUUCGACAAGGACGGCGACGGUAGCAUCACGAAGGAAGAACUCGGCAGGGUGAUGCGGUCGCUUGGUCAGUUCGCGAGAACCGAGGAGCUGCAGGAAAUGCUCCAAGAGGUCGACAUCGACGGUGACGGCAACGUCAGCUUUGAGGAAUUUUUGGAUAUUGCCUGGUCCGCCGCAGGAUCCGACCCCGACCAAAUCCUUUCUCGCGAAGAGGAAGAGAAAGAGCUCAGAGAUGCCUUCAGGGUGUUUGACAAGCACAACAGGGGUUACAUCACUGCGUCGGACUUGAGGGCCGUCAUACAAUGUUUGGGAGAAGAUUUGUCGGAGGAGGAGAUUGAAGAUAUGAUAAAGGAGGUUGAUGUGGAUGGCGAUGGCCGCAUAGAUUUCUACGAAUUCGUCAACGCUUUAGGAGAACCGGGAAACGACGACAGCUACGAAGAAGACGACGACGAAUACGCCGGCUUUUAAAACGAAGAAAAUGUUCUCAAGCACUCAUAAUCAAAUUUUUCAAUGAAUCUUAUAUCGUGAUCUUACAAUACUAUCAGUUUAGCGUUUUGUGUAUAUAAUGAUGUGUUAUAUUUAUUUAUUUUUUAUUGUUGUAGAGAAGUUUAGUAAUUUAUAUUAAAACGGGACCUAAGUCCAAUUUAUGUGGUGGCCGGAUUCGAUCGGCCAUCGUGCAAAUUCCAUUGUUUCGCUGUUACGUAUUCACUCUCAGCUCCGAAAAACGAUUGCAAAACGAUCGUCAUCGAUUUUUUAUAUGUCUCCACUUUUCAAGCCGCAGAAAAUUAUUGUAUUAAUUAAGAAAGAAUGAAGAUGGAAAUAAAGUUCUACGCUGCAUCAUACGCGAGUGUUUUUAAAAAACUCGAGUGCUGGGAAUCCCUUUUUCGCGAUAACCGCGAUAAGUUUUGAAAAAUUUGAGAGACUUCUACAAGCUAUCGAACAUACACAUUUAUCUGUCGAUACCAUAAUAUUUAAAAAUAAAUUGGUGUACAGGGUGUCGCAGUUGUUAUAAGCCAUUUUAAAUAAGCGAAGGGUAAUAAAUUGGGAAAUUCCGAUGUACUGUAGAGUUAUUCAUUUUGAUUACUCAUUUAAUUAUUAUUUAUAACGGAGUAAAUUAAAUUGAAUAACCUUUAAUGACUGCCUGCCUGCACUCGUUAAAAAGAAAAGAAAAAAAACAUUUGUUACUCCAUUUUAAUUAGAAUUAUGUUUCUGUUCAAAUAAUAGGGUUACGAUUUCUACCAUCCGUGGUUACUUUUGGUUACUUCGAUUACAUCAAGUAGAACUUCAACAUGUUUACAACACGCAGUGAUACGUAAUCUUUGAGGUUAGAUGCAAGAGCAACGCACAUGUUGCUGGGGCAUCGUUUUUCAAGACAUUUCUGCAGAAUAUCAAUAUUUUAGGAAAAAAAUUGGUAAAAAAAUAUUUUAAGCAGUUGUUUUUUCUUCAUUCGAGGAGUAUCUUGGUAGUGAC